UGUAUAAAAGCCGGGCCGAUGAGCGACUUCAGCAUCAGUUCGACUUGCAGCAUUCGCCACUAUAGUAAAGUCAGCAAACCGCAACAAACAGCAACCAUGAAAUUCCUCGUUGCCUUCGGUGUUCUCUGCCUCGUGGCUCUCUCCACCCAGACUCCACUUUUCGAGGGGUGUGACGAGAACAUACAGAGCAUCUUCAAGAACGACUCUUGUUUCCACGUCAAAUGUCAGGAGUUCAACAAGUUGGCUGUCACCUUCCACCAGAUGACCUACCACCAGUGCUUCGCUCCCAAAUGCAAGGAAGGAACACUACUCAAGGGACAGAACCCCGCGGACGUCAGCAAGGUCUACCCACACUGUUGUGCUACCCCAAUCUGCGAAGAACCUGUCAAGAGUUGUAAUUAAUAGUCGCAUUAAUAAAUAGAUACAUUUAUCUUUUUAAUAAUU
Nasonia vitripennis (jewel wasp) is the source of this 444-nucleotide messenger RNA. RefSeq lists its product as uncharacterized. The coding region runs from base 19 to 402 and encodes 127 amino acids. Lineage: Eukaryota; Metazoa; Arthropoda; Insecta; Hymenoptera; Pteromalidae. The transcript has 3 exons. The record is from RefSeq and is a predicted model, not a curated record.